Messenger RNA from Ochlerotatus camptorhynchus, 1725 nucleotides. Its product is annotated as zinc finger protein 16-like. The transcript has 3 exons. The coding region runs from base 73 to 1710 and encodes 545 amino acids. Gene Ontology annotation, cellular component: nucleus. Gene Ontology annotation, molecular function: DNA-binding transcription activator activity, RNA polymerase II-specific; zinc ion binding; RNA polymerase II cis-regulatory region sequence-specific DNA binding. NCBI's taxonomy places the organism in Eukaryota, Metazoa, Arthropoda, Insecta, Diptera, Culicidae. Gene Ontology annotation, biological process: regulation of transcription by RNA polymerase II. The record is from RefSeq and is a predicted model, not a curated record.
UAAUUUUAUUCGAUCCUAUCGAUCCUAUCUAAAUACAAAAAUUGUUACUCUAGAUAUUUGUUUACAAAGACGAUGGAUUUCGACAACGUCUGCCGUCUUUGCGCGGCAGAGAAACUCAAGCUCAGAGAAAUCUCCAACGACGAACGACACCCUCAACUGGUCCAUCAGUUGCGGAGCAUUCUGCAAGUUGAUUACGAUGAAAACGACGGCCUUCCUCAGAAGGUGUGUAAACCGUGCAUCAAUGCAUUGCAGAAGAUUCAGGACACUCUGGACGAGUACCGCAGCAAUGAUAUGAAAAUGAGAAAACAGCUUCUCAACUUAGAUGAAGUCGAAGUAAAGCUGGAAGAACUGGUCGAAGGGGAAAGCGGCGACGCCCUGGGGGCGUACAGUUUGAAGAAUGUGAAAAUCGAGGUUCUUGAGGUAGUCGCCGAUAUAGACUCUAUAUCAGAGAUUGAGGCAGCUGAGGAAUGGCUUGAAGAUAAUUCUGGAGAUGAAGAGAAGAAAAACCAAGCAAACGAAUCUCCAACGGGUGUCAAGCGCCGUCGGGUGCGAAAUGACGAAUUUAUCACAUUCGAAGUGGAAGAUGGUUCCGUUGGAGAAGAAACCGCUACUGAAGAUGAAACCGCACCUAUGAUGAAAAAAAGGCAAGUACGAAAAGCAAAUUCUAUCAAGAAAGUUCGUCGAAAGCGAGGUACUAAACAGCCUGAAGAUCCAAAUAGACCGCGUUUGAAUGAUUACAAAUGUUACAUAUGCAAAAGCGAACCACUUGGAUCGGCUAAAGCAUUGCUAGACCAUUUAAGCUCCCACAUUGAUCAGUUACCGUAUACGUGUGCGAUCUGCGUGCAAGAAACGAUUGAAAUCAAGCAGAUCCGGUCAUUGAAUUUGCACCUAAAAAUGCACGAACAGCCGAGUAAAUGCGCCUAUUGUGAUCGCCGGUAUGCCAACGAACGGGCCCGAGACUAUCAUGUACAAACGUAUCAUCUGGGAGAUAACGCCCCCUGUCCAUCCACUUGUGACCAGUGCGGCAAGGUAUGUCCCUCGGCUCUGUCAUUGCGUACGCACAUGCGAUGUCACACCAUCUCAUUUAGCUGCGAGUACUGCUCCAAAACUUUCGCACAAAAGUCCAAACUGAAGCGCCAUAUCGUAAGGGUUCACGAAAAGACCGAAGGGUACGAGUGUACUAUCUGCCAGAAGCGCCUCAACACGAUCGAUGCGUAUGAGCUACACGUUCGCACCAUCCACGAAGGGCGGCGCGAUCACGAGUGCGACGUGUGUGGCCGCCGUUUUACGACGGCUGCCUUCCUAAGGAUGCAUCAGAAGCAGUACGAGGGUGGAGUUUGUAAGCCGAAGAACAAUUGGAAAGCACAUUAUACGACUAGGAUCAAUGAGGAAGGUAUAAAGCUGUUUAGCUGCAAGAUAUGCAACAAACAAGAUAUGCGUGCCAUUAGCGAACACUUGCGGGUGCAUUUCCCCGGAGAACAUGAAUGUCCGGUUUGUUUCGCCAAGUUUCCUCGAAAAUCGUCCUUCGACAGGCAUCGACUGACGCACAGCGAGAUAGCACACAGCUGUUUUAGCUGUGCUAAAAAUUUCCUCUCUCUUCGAACGCUCUCCUGUCACUUGGCUAAAGUGCACGGUAUUGGACAGAUUUUGGAGACCGACUUAACGGUCGUUUCGGAAGACGAAGAAAUAGAUUUUGAUGUCGUAGAAUAGGUAAGUCCAUUUAAU